UAGUCAAAACUCGGUCCUCUCUCACGAACCAGCCAAGAGCACGCGUGAAGGCUCUGCUCAUCUCGGAUUUUGAAACCAGAUCCUGGAGGCGAUGCACUGAUUUCCAGUCCAGCACACCCACCAUAUCUGCCCCUCCAAGCAUUUCCCGUCAAUAUGCUCUUUUUCAGCUUUUUCAAAACCCUCACCAAUCAGGUGGUGACCAUUGAGCUCAAGAAUGAUAUCCGUAUCCGCGGCGUCCUGAAAUCAGUGGACCAGUAUCUCAAUAUCAAGCUUGACGAAGUGGAUGUCCUUGAUCUGGACAAAUAUCCUCACCUUUCUUCAGUGAAGAACAUGUUCAUUCGCGGGAGUGUCGUUCGGUACGUGGUGCUGCCACGGUCGGAGGUUGAUGUCGGGCUGUUGGAGGAUGCUACAAGACGAGAGGCCGCCAACCAAGUUAGCAAGGCUCGAUAAGGAAAACCCGUGGACAAAACCCAACCGUGUCCGUUAUGCCAUCGAUCAUGUCUGUCGCAAGCCACCGACCCGGUCUAUAUCCCCUAUAGUUAUACAAAUGGUGCUGCUCUUUCUUGCCGGGAUUGUCGGUCCUCCGUACAACUCGAGGGCCAAUGGCAAGUGUCGGAUACACGGGGUGCCUUGCGGUAGAACGUCGGAUAUGAGCUUACGAGGAGGAUUAAGGAUACGAAAUAUCCUAUACUACGAAUUACUCAGACCAUGCCUGCUUCGGCGCUGGUGUCGAUAGGCGAAGUUGUUGGAGUGUGCUUCGAGGUCGUCUCGACAUAAGCCCUUAAUACCUACUCAUCUACCGG
Penicilliopsis zonata CBS 506.65 is the source of this 803-nucleotide messenger RNA. RefSeq lists its product as hypothetical. Gene Ontology annotation, biological process: mRNA splicing, via spliceosome. Gene Ontology annotation, molecular function: RNA binding. Gene Ontology annotation, cellular component: Lsm1-7-Pat1 complex; precatalytic spliceosome; U4/U6 x U5 tri-snRNP complex. Lineage: Eukaryota; Fungi; Ascomycota; Eurotiomycetes; Eurotiales; Aspergillaceae. Bases 154 to 450 code for a protein of 98 amino acids. The transcript has 3 exons. The record is from RefSeq and is a predicted model, not a curated record.